Molecule: messenger RNA, 2243 nt
Organism: Arachis ipaensis
Lineage: Eukaryota; Viridiplantae; Streptophyta; Magnoliopsida; Fabales; Fabaceae
Source: RefSeq, a predicted model, not a curated record
GGUCAGCAGCGAUGGCUAGCGAGCGGGAUGAUGCAUAUACAGCCAGCAGCCGGUCAUCUAUUGUGGCUUGUAGCCAGGAGUGCAGCCAUAUCACGAAGAGUGUAGUUACAACCGUCUCGAGUUUGCAGUCCGACGUAAGACACCUGACUGACGCUUUUAAUCGGCAGAAUGAGAUGCUGGCAGAUAUACAACGAACUAUCCGUAGCCUUAUCUGCCAAAAUAAUCAGGGUUUAACUUCGAAGGGUCUCAGAAAGGUGUCCUCCGGCUGUUUGUGCAGUGGAAAGAAAAGUCUCAAAGAGCAGCAUUCAGACAAAUAUAAGGGUAAGAAAUGGGUCACAGGAACCCCCACAUGUAGCAUGGAUGGUGCAGAUGACCCUACAUACAUACCACCGACGAAGACAGAGUUCAGCAUGGAUCACAUGCCGUUCAGGAGCACAAGGGCAAAGAAGAAAACAAGGUAGCCGAGACGAGGUCUAAAGACACAAGACAGAACAAAAAAACCCGAACUGGUGGACCUCACGACGGAUUCUGUAGGCCAUGAUGAAUUCGCCACGCCACACGGUCGGAGGGAUACGGAAUGCAACGUUGAUGAUGAUGGAUGUUACAACAGAUUCCCAUUGGGGUGCAGUCGUGGAAACAAACAAAUGCCUGAGGUCAUGCCGGUGAAACUACAUAGGAUCUCAAAGGUAGAUCGUGUUGUGGUUGUGGGUAUUUCAUUUACGGUUCAUUCGUUGAUACCUUACGCUUAAUGUUGAUGUGGCAUUAUUAUGACAUGUGGCAGCAAAUGGACCUAGCAUUUUCACCCACUAAGGAGAUGCGGUUGUCCGGGAUAAACCUAGUGGCUGCGACUUAUGUAUUCAGCAACGACCUACCACCUAGUGAGAUCCUGGUUGAUGUUGGACCUUUCCACAUUGACAGGAAGGCAGCAUUCACGCUUGUACCAAAGGAAAAACUCGUCGACGAUGUCCUUGAUGUUGUCGUUACAAUGCUUUCCCACACCAGCCCGAGCUAUUUGUGGUUCCUCCCGACUACAAUUAUGCAAGCCGCCCUGGAAAUGCGAUCUCUAUCGACGGGUACGCUUGCAACGAUCAAGGCAAAGCAUAUGCCAUCGAAGGUUGACGAAGUGCAUCGGAUUUAUGUGCCGAUGUGGACUGUCGGGCAUUGGUACCUGAUGAUCAUUGACAACGUAAGACGUAAGCUAAUUUACUUAGAUUCACUAGUUAAUCCAGAAGAGACCGAAGACAGGCAAACGGCGAUGACUAAAGUGGCACUGUACCUUGAAUCCAUAACCCUCGGCCAAGCAUGGCUAUCAUCAAAUGAUGGGGUGCGCCCAAGGUUCUCAACAUACGACAUCGAAGAUGCUGAUGUCCCGCAACAAGAUCGUGGAUCGUAUGCAUACUAUUUUCUUAUUAAUUUUCCCUACUCAUGUAUUGAAUCACGUACUUUAAACUUAAUUCUAAUUUGGCUAACCCUACCCUUCUGUUCACUUAGUAGGUAUACUUCCCCCUAGUAUGUCAUAGUCUUCGUCCUAGAGACUAAAACAAUCGUCGUUCCUUUUUUUUUUGUCUUAAUGUAAUUAUUUAAUUGAUCGCUGAGUUAACCGAUUCCCAAUACUGGUGUAGCAUGGAUUGCGGAGUAUGGGUUUCGCAGUGGAUGAUACGGGGCGCACUCUGGAAAGAUUAUGAUGUCCGGACAGUUAAUGUUGCAACGCGGAUGCGGCUUGCCAUUGAUUUGGUUUUAAAAGAACACAACGAAAAUGCAAAGGCAUUAGUUGCAAAAGCAAUGUCUCACUGGCGCUGGAAGUCAAUGGGAGCAACCCUCUGAGGAGGUGCCUCAUAUUUUGUUUUUUGGUGGUUAAAUAUGAAAUGAAGUGUGAUCCUUAAUUUCCGUUGUGUUAAUAGUGAGAUACAUGUAAAUUUUUUGUAAUUACAUAUAAUUCAUGUUUGUAUCACACUCACCAAGUAGCAUCUUAUACUAAUGUUUUAAAUGGCCUUUUUAACACUUUCACCGCGGUUUUACUUGGUGAAAGGUCAUCUCAAUAGGUUCCAGGGUUUGGUGUCAUUUCUUAUUUUGUGGCCUUCACCAUUAUCUUAUUGGGUCAGAAGAUCUUCCACAUAGGCUUUUCUAUAGACACUAAGUUCUGCAUUUUGUACUCAAACAAAGAACAUGCUAUUAUCAUCAUCAUUACACUUACACUGUCAAUAUUCUUAAUUAGUUAACUUGUAUAAGAUAUGACCAUACUU